GCUCCCGUUGAACAGCUUUUCCUUUUUCGCGCUCGAGCCUCUGCUGUGAGCGCCAUGGGCCACGACGAGGGCUGGGCCGGUCACCAGGGGGGCGGCUUCAACCUGCGCAUCCCGCCGCCGGCUUGGAUUCAGGAUCUGCAGCGGGGGGAUUACUCUCCAGAUGCUCUGAAGGCGCUGCGGAGGUCCGAGGAGUUAGCCAACAGCCACAACGCCCGGUGCGGCGCGGCUCAUGUUGCCUACGUGCUGGUCGCGGAGGUGCUUGGCACCACUGGGGCUCCGACCCCCUGGGGCGCGGACGUGGUGGGCGCGGCUGGGGAGCUGCUGGCGCGUGCCAGGGACGGCCAGGGGGAGGCGUUGCAGGAGCUGCUGGAUGCGGCAGCGGCGCAGCGCGCGCCCGCCAAGGUGGGGCUCCGGGACCUCUGUGCGGCGCUCUUCACGCCAGAGCUGCGUUUGGCCGAGCUCCUGCAGCGCCACGGCUUGUCGGCGGAGGGGCUCAAAGUGGCGCUGCAGGCCUCCGGCCAGCGCUUAGUGCCGCCGCCUGGCGCGUCGGCACCGUUGCUUAUGCAGCGGGAGAGGCCUCGGGCUGCAGAGGCUGGUGAAGAGGGGGAUGACGAGUCCAUUCUGGAGCGUUUUGGAAAGGACCUAGUGGCAGAAGCUGCCGCGGGUCGCCUGGACGCAGUCUUUGGCCGGGACGAGGAAGUCCAGCGGGUGCUGCAGGUGCUGGCGAGGCGCAACAAGCCCAACGUGUGUUUGCUGGGCGCACCCGGUGUGGGCAAGACGGCUCUGGUGGAGGAGGUUGCGAGGCGCAUCCAUCUCCGGCAGAACCUCCCCAGGCAGCUGCUGGGCUGCCGGCGCCUCGUUCAGUUGAGCCUGGGGUCCUUGGUGGGCGGCACAAGGUAUCGCGGGGAGUUUGAGAAGCGCAUGCAGAAGCUGCUGCGGGAGCUGAGCGGGCUCCGUGAGGAGGUUAUCCUCUUCAUUGAUGAGAUCCACAUGGCUUUAGGCGCCGGUGAGACGGAGAAGGGCAGCUCCAUGGACGCGGCGAACCUCCUGAAGCCUGCCUUGGCGCGGGGAGAGUUGCGGUGCAUUGGUGCAACAACCACUGCGGAGUACAAGAAGCUGAUUCAGAACCAGGACAAGGCUUUCGAGCGCCGCUUCGUCAUUGUGGAGCUGCAGGAGCCUUCCGAGGCGGCGGCGGAGAAGAUGCUCCUGUCGGCCCUCCCGGCCUUCGAGCGGCACCAUGGCGUCAAGGUCACGAAGGAGGCGGUGCGCGCCUCCGUGCAAGGCUCCCGCGCCUUGCGAGGCCGGUUCCUGCCGGACCGGGCGCUGGAUGUGUUGGACGAUGCUGCCACCUUGGCCUCAGAGGCAGACGGCGGCGUGUGUACGGAGGAGCAUGCGCUGCAAGCUGCACGAAAGGUGGCCCUAGGCGCCGCCAGCUUGCGAGACCGCCUGCUGGCGCGCCUGCAGCUCCUGCGCUCGCGCUUGUAGAGGAGCAGUUUUCAUGGCCGAGAGCUGUUCUGAGGCCCAAAGUGUUUGAUCUUCCGGCUUACCGCCUACAACUGGAGCCCGUUCCUUCCAGUUUCCCAUUUAGUUGACCA
Effrenium voratum is the source of this 1595-nucleotide messenger RNA. NCBI's taxonomy places the organism in Eukaryota, Dinophyceae, Suessiales, Symbiodiniaceae. The record is from the annotation of a GenBank genome assembly.